AUGGCUUCAAACAAGCAAGAAAGCAGCACACAGGCUUGUCUCCCCAGCCCUCGGCUGGUCAGCACAACCCACAACUCAGAUGGCACAUCAGUCUUUUCAUCAGACGAGACCAUCGCACCGUUCCAGCCCUUCGGGCCUGGCACAAGCUCCUUUCACAACUUCGACAUCAGGCCUGUCGUCCCAGCCAACAACACCGAGGCGGUCAACCCCUCCGCCUUCGCCAACACGUUCCCGCGGUGUGCGCCCGGCGGCGCAUACUUCGGCGUCACGGAUAUCCCGCCCAACUACUCGGCCCCAAUGCACCGCACGCAGAGCCUGGACUACGCAGUGGUGCUGUCCGGGGAGAUUGUGUGCGUGCUAGACGGCGGGGAGGAGAAGACGAUCUCGCAGGGGGAAUUUAUCAUCCAGCGUGGUACGAACCAUCAGUGGGUUAACCGAUCUGCCGCGCAGGUGGCACGGAUCUUGUUUGUCAUGGUCGGGGCUGAUAAGGUCGCUCUGGGGAAUGGUACGGAGUUAGAGGAAACUGUAUUCAAGAGGUAG
Messenger RNA from Diaporthe amygdali, 540 nucleotides. RefSeq lists its product as uncharacterized. Lineage: Eukaryota; Fungi; Ascomycota; Sordariomycetes; Diaporthales; Diaporthaceae. Bases 1 to 540 code for a protein of 179 amino acids. The transcript has a single exon. The record is from RefSeq and is a predicted model, not a curated record.